Molecule: messenger RNA, 2487 nt
Organism: Oryza sativa Japonica Group (Japanese rice)
Lineage: Eukaryota; Viridiplantae; Streptophyta; Magnoliopsida; Poales; Poaceae
Product: glucosidase 2 subunit beta-like
Biological process (GO): N-glycan processing
Cellular component (GO): glucosidase II complex
Molecular function (GO): protein binding
Source: RefSeq, a predicted model, not a curated record
UUCAGCAACCCCGUGUUGAAUUGAAGACGGGGCACCACUGCUCCUCUCGCCCUCCCCUGCUACACUUCCCGUUUCCCUGGGAGGCGGAGGAGGAGGGGAGAGACACACGCACGCCGACGCCGUCGCCCACCACCCCCUGCCGCCGCGCCGCGCGGCCAUGGGGCUCCACGCGAUCCUCCUCCUCCUCCUCCUCCGGAUCUCCGCCUCCGCAGCCGCCUCCAGGCCGCCGCUCGACACCCUCGGCAUCCCGCCGCAAGACGAGGCGUACUUCAGGGGCGGCGUGAUCAGGUGCAGGGACGGAUCGGGGAGGUUCGCCAGGGACAAGCUCAACGACGACUUCUGCGACUGCCCCGACGGCACCGACGAGCCAGGGACAUCGGCGUGCCCGGAGGGGAAGUUCUACUGCCAGAAUGCUGGGCAUUCUCCCAUCACGAUCUUCUCGUCGCGAGUGAAUGAUGGUAUCUGUGAUUGCUGCGACGGGAGUGAUGAGUAUGAUAGCAAUGUCACUUGCAAGAAUACGUGCUGGGAGGCUGGUAAAGCGGCAAGGGAUAAAUUGAAGAAAAAAGUAGCUACAUAUAAAAGCGGAGUUGUUAUUCGAAAUCAGGAAAUUCAAAAGGCAAAAGUGGCAUUUGCUAAAGACGAGGCAGAGCUAGCGAAACUGAAGGGUGAAGAGAAAAUACUACAAGGCCUUGUUGACAAGCUCACAGAACAAAAGAAAUUGAUAGAGAAGGCAGAGGAAGAGGAACGCUUAAGAAAAGAAAAGGAAGAAAAGAGGAUGAAGGAAGAAGCCGAAAAGCAAGCUGCUGAUGAAAAGAAAGCGUCAGAUGCCUCUCAGGAGGUAGAUUCUCAGGAAAAUCAUGAAACUGUGCAAGAAGAUGAGAGCAAGGUAGCUGAACAUCAUGAUGGACAUGCCACGAGCCAUGACAAUCACACACCAGAAAGCGAGUCAUCUGUUGAGCAGCAUGAUCCUGAAAGCCAAGAUGACAUUAGCAUAAAAGCCGCACCUGCUGAUGAAUCACCACCAGAGGAGACAUCUGCAGCACCUACUAAAGAGCAGGAAUCCACUCCUGCUGACUCAGAAGGUUUAUCAAGAGAGGAGUUAGGUCGUCUGGUAGCUUCCAGAUGGACUGGAGAAAAGGUUGAUGAGGUCAGUAAAGAUGAUAAAAAUGAGCAUGAAGCUGAGCAUGAUAUGCCAGAACAUUCAGAAGAAACACAUGAAGAUGAAUCAGAUGUACCAGAAUCUGCUGAAGACAGCUAUGCUGGUUACCAUUCAGAAGUUGAGGAUGACAGACAUAAAUAUGAUGAUGAAGACUUCUCACAUGAAUCAGAUGAUGAAUAUGUCGAUGAUCAUGAUGAGCAUGUUGCGUCAUACAAGUCUGAUGAUGAUCAGAAAGGUGAUGACCAUUCAGAUUUCACUGCCUCUGGGCAAGCAUCAUGGCUGGAUAAAAUUCAGCAAACUGUACAGAAUGUUUUACGAACAUUCAACUUUUUCAAGACCCCUGUGGAUUUAUCUGAGGCUUCUCGUGUUCGGAAGGAGUAUGAUGAUGCAAGCUCAAAGCUGUCCAAGAUUCAGUCUAGGAUAUCCACUCUGACAGAUAAGCUAAAACACGACUUUGGUAAGGAGAAGGAGUUCUAUUACUUUUAUGAUCAGUGCUUUGAGAGCAAGGAGGGCAAGUAUGUUUACAAGGUAUGUCCAUUCAAGAAAGCUUCGCAGGUUGAAGGACAUAGUACCACCAGCCUGGGGCGCUGGGACAAAUUUGAAGAAUCCUACAGAGUAAUGCAAUUUUCAAAUGGAGACAGAUGCUGGAAUGGCCCUGACCGAAGUCUAAAGGUUAGGCUUCGAUGCGGGCUGAACAAUGAACUUAAUGGUGUCGAUGAGCCUAGUAGAUGCGAGUAUGUUGAUUUCUCUACAUACACCUUCCACCUUUUCCUGAAAAUGCACAUUACUCUUUAACUUACAUGCCUACUUCAUGUGACAGGUUGAAGCUUACGGAAUUGUGCUAAUGUAACAGGAAUUGGAACAGAAGCUCAAGGCAUCUUCGAACCAGCGUGACCAUGAUGAACUCUAAAUUAUGGGGUGAGACAAUAAUGAACUUGCUACAAGGAAAACAACUCUCACCAUACAGCCAUACUCACAAGAGAGGUUUAACAGGUUUAUUAUAUGAAUAGAAUAGCAUAUGAAACUGGAAUUCUUGGAGUUCAGCACUCGGAUUGCCACCGAAGCAGCAUUAGUUUGGCAAGAAAAAUUUUUGAACAAAAGCUGUAGGAUAUCGCGAAAUUCCUCACCCUGAUUUGUCGGUAGAUUUUCUUUUACCACUCUUCCCUGUAAACGUAUUUGCUCAAUUUUUCUAUGCCACCCCAAAGAUGCUAGACUGUUGUUUGUAACAAUCUGAGUGUUUCUGAGUUAUGAAUAGUAUAUUUAUGAACUACAUCCUGGAUAUUCAUCACUCUGGAUGUAGCAUCUGCCGGCUGCUGUUUCUGAUCAAA